AGCCCCGUGCCGCGUCAGUCGUGACGUUGGCAGGUCCCGUCUGCCACGGCCCUACUUUCAUUCUUGUUUUGAUAGAGGCCAUGUCCGAGCUUUAGGAAUUUAGUGGCAUGUAAGAGGGAUAGUAACCAAAUUUAAGGGAGUGGGUAGAAGGACAUGAAGGAAGAAACAAUCUGACAGUAUUGGGGGGGGCAGCACUUGAUUCUUCUGUAAAGGACAACAAACAUGCCGCUUUAAGUUUCUUUAACCGUAAUGAGUGAUGGGGUAUGACGUAGGCCGCUUUCAAGGAGAUGUUGAUGAGGACCUUUUGUGCCCCAUCUGUAGUGGGGUCCUGGAAGAACCUGUUCAAGCUCCUCACUGUGAACACGCCUUCUGUAAUGCCUGCAUCACUCAGUGGUUUAAUCAACAGCAGACUUGCCCUGUGGACCGCAGUGUUGUUACUCUUGCUCAUCUUCGUCCCGUACCCCGCAUCAUGCGCAAUAUGCUCUCAAAGCUGCAAAUAAUGUGUGAUAAUGCGGUGUUUGGUUGUACUACAGUGGUGAGACUUGACCAGUUGGCCUCCCAUUUAAAUGACUGUGAACAUAAUCCUAAGCGUCCAGUGACAUGUGAGCAAGGCUGUGGCUUGGAAAUGCCAAAAGAUGAAUUACCAAACCAUAACUGUGUCAAACACCUUCGAACAGUGGUGAAACAGCAGCAGGCAAAGAUUGCAGAGUUAGAGAAGGCAUCUGCAGAGCAGAAACAUCAACUUGCAGAGCAGGUAACUGAAGCUGUUUAG
Molecule: messenger RNA, 772 nt
Organism: Protopterus annectens (West African lungfish)
Lineage: Eukaryota; Metazoa; Chordata; Ceratodontiformes; Protopteridae
Gene: RNF41
Product: ring finger protein 41
Exons: 5
Coding region: 257-772 (171 amino acids)
Biological process (GO): positive regulation of JNK cascade; tumor necrosis factor-mediated signaling pathway; regulation of canonical NF-kappaB signal transduction
Cellular component (GO): plasma membrane signaling receptor complex
Molecular function (GO): ubiquitin-protein transferase activity
Source: RefSeq, a predicted model, not a curated record